Messenger RNA from Centruroides sculpturatus (bark scorpion), 5112 nucleotides. RefSeq lists its product as uncharacterized. The record is from RefSeq and is a predicted model, not a curated record. Bases 2203 to 4737 code for a protein of 844 amino acids. The transcript has 6 exons. Lineage: Eukaryota; Metazoa; Arthropoda; Arachnida; Scorpiones; Buthidae.
CCACUAAUGGAGUUAACGCCGGCACAUUUAAGGUAAAAAUUUUUUUCCCCAAUGUGAAGGCCAAGGGCAUCCUAUAUUCAAUCGUUCGUUUAUAAAACGAUCAUUCCGAAUAGUUUCCUCUGUAACAGUUAGUUAAAUAAUAAUAAUAAUACAGUAAUAAAAUUAUUCUCUGCCUUUUCUAUAUUCGAAUAGUUUUUGUAUCGGUUUCUCGGUUAAUGCACUGGAUGGAAUAUUUAUUAAAAUGAAUAAAAUUUAAUAAUUUUCAUUUGGUGUUCGAACAGGUGUGAAAGUACUAGUAACCGCAUUUCACACCCUAUUGACGUCACUUCCACUUUCACUAAGACGAGUUAUGUAACACCCACUUUAUUAUUUUAUAAAGGAAACUUGAGGUCAUUCGUUGAUUUACGUGUCGGAAUUCGUAUUAAUGUGUAUAUUAAUUAUAAUGUAUUAUUCGUUAACAAAAAAAUAAAGGAGUUACUUAAUCAAGCGAUUUCCAAAUUAAAUCGUCAUUUCCGUUUAUUUCUUGUGUUAAAUGCUUUGUGUUGAGUCCAAUGAAGAAAUAAAAUUAAAUCAAAUUCAUUCACGUCUCGUUUAAAUAAAUCGAAAAUGAUUUUUGUUAUUCGCCUUCGCCGAGUUGUCAGUCUCUCUCUCUCUGUCUUAUUACUUUGCUGUGUGACAGUUUAGCCUUUUAUAGAAAUUAAUUGAGUCGAAUGGUAUUGUGGGAAAAACGUGACGUCAUAAGAACGGUACUCGUGAAGUUACUGAUACAGAUUUUACAAGCUGGAGUGUUAGAAGCCGUUUUCAGAAGUAAGUUCAGCUUUUUCUAUUAGAAACUGGGUUAAUUUUUUAGUUUUGAAAAGAAAUAUUUUGUAUUAUAUAAUUGUAAUUUAUUGUUACAAAUGCCUUCCAAUAUAUAUAUAUAUUUUAAAUUAUUACUAAGAUGUUUUCGUAGUAAUUUAAAGUAAUUAAAUUCUUUGUUUCAAAGUUCAUUAUCAAGUUACAUUACGAAAUUAAAUUUUCCUUCUUUCGUGGCAUGGAAUGAAAACGAUAAUUGCAUUCCUUCAUAGGUGAAGUUGCAUAAUGCUUUAUUUCUUAUUCAUAGGAAGUGAAUAAAGAUUAGGCCAAUGAAAUAUUUAGAAUUAAUUAUAUAAGAAUGAUAAUUAUAUUCUUCUCUCGAUCCGAUUUAAAAUAAAAUAAUAGUUUUUCACUUUUAAUAUAUUUACGAUCAGUGAAGAAUUUGAAAUUAAUUCGUAUUCCAGUAGAGAAAUGUACUGCUACAGUAUAUAUAUACCACAUAUAUAUCUUUCAGAAUUCAUGAAUUACAAAACAAAAAAAUGCCAGUUUCGUGUUCACUCACAAAUAAAACUAUUCACUAUCGAUUUCAUCUUUAGAAAUAUCUAUUUUAUGCCCAUUCAGACUCAGAAGCGUGUAAUGUCAAUAUAAUUCUCAUUUGUAAUGGGGAAAUAAUGGCAAUUUCACGUCGGUUCGUAACUCUGAAUGAGCGGAAAAAAACCCCAAUUUCACGCUCAUUCACAAGAUGAAAUACAUUACAAUUGAUAAUACAUUCUAGUUGAUAAAUUGGAAACUUUUCGAAUUUAAUACGAAAUUUCAUUUAUAAGAAAUUCAGUAUAAAAGAAAUGUUGUUGUUAUAUGAAAACACUAACAAAGUAGAAUGUUUUCCCUCCCUAAGAAUCUGUAAAAUUUAUUUGUGUUUACAGCAAGAGAUUGAAUUUAUUUAUUAAGUGCAAUCGACCUCAAUUUCGCUAGUGGAAACCGAAAUAAAAACUUCGCAUACUUCGUAAGGAUCUAAACUACCAUUUUUUUCUUUACCUUCGUUCCCAUUCAGUUACGAACAAUGAAAACUUUUUUGUUUUUCAACUUUCUCGCUGUCACUUUUCGUCGUAAAAAACUCGAGCAUUUAAUAAUUAAAGGGAAAGACACAAACAGAUGGUUAUUAAAAUCGAUUUUGGAAAUGAACAAUUUCACUUUCUCUGUGUUUUAUUCCCGUUAGAAUUUGUCCUUGAAGAGAUUUUGCGUGGUUAGGCUGGUUUGCCUUUUUCACCGUUGUUUGUUACUUAGUGUGGGUUGGACGCCAAUUGCAGUUUGUUGUAUAUCAAAAUAACUUUUUUUAUUUCUGUUUUCUGUAGGAUAAUGCUGCAGGUGGAGGAGAAUGUAAUCCCUUAGUACAGAUUUUGUGGCGAGAUGGUUUCGCUAUGGUUAUCAAUCACUGUCUUCUUCCUGCAGAUUCUAUCUGCUGUUUUGCAAGAAGGCAUUCGUGAUGAUAGCCGAGUGGAAAGUGUUGUUCGUCAAGCUGUGGCUGACGAAUUUAGCAGCGAAAUUUUGACUAACAGAACAAGAGCAUUUCUAUCAUGUGCCUCCGGAGAGAUGGUUGUUAAGUUGAACUUCAGCGAACCUUUUCGUGGUAUCACAUAUACAGAUUAUGAUCGAACCAGCCCGUGCCGGUUUUAUGGCGAUGGAAGUAAAUACUAUCAACUCAGAAUCCCACUCAAAGGUUGUGGGACUCGACAGGAAGCGCCAAGGGUAUUUGUCAACAAUAUUAUAGUGAGAUUCCACCGUUCUUUGCAACUAGAAGAAGACGAAAUAAAAACUAUUAUCUGUAGAUAUCCCCCACCUCUUGCACCUACGCCCAAUAAUGCGGUAGCUCCCAUAAUCGAACCUGCUCCAGCAGCAGCUGCUGUUCUUCCACCUAAAUUAUCCGAAGUGGAACUAUUGUUGAUUAUUUGCGCUUUACUAUUUCUCACGCUUCUACUUUUAGGUAUAGGAGUUGCUUAUUAUUGCCUCAAGAAAAGAAAUAUUAAAGUUAUCAAAAGAAAGAAGGCUAUGUCUUCUGCACCCGGAAGCGCUAUCACUAAACUCAGUGGAUCGACAAUGGGUAGUCUGAUGUUCGAUCAGAUUCGGAUCCCUCGUGCUAUUGCACAAUCCAUUUCUGGUUCCGAAGCUGCACUUCUCACUACAGCCGAUCGUAGUGAUACGAUUCCAUCAGAUUAUCCGAGUGAAUCCCCUUCUUCGAUUAAUUCCGAUGCUGAAGAAAUGGAAGGUCGAAGAAGCAUUUUGGUUAGUGAAACUUCAACUACUAAACAUGAUAAAUAUCGUUACGAAAAUACUGCUUUCAUCCCAGACGAGGGAAGCGUUCGAUCUGGUUAUCCUCUAGAUCAAGAACGCGAUGAAAGCGUUUCUUCUGUGCCAAUAACUACUCUUACUAAACCACCAGAAAAGAGACCUCGCCUGAAGACCAAGAUUGCAAUGGAGCAAUUGUUGACCACGAUAAGCGAAAGAGAAGACAUACUACAACAGGAAUCUAUUGAUAGAAGAUAUGCCAAAAUGACUGAAGCAAAAUCAGAUAUAAGACCACCCCCUCCUUAUAUUCAACCACAAAUAGCUUCUACCCAAACUCGAGUGAAAAGACGCCCACCUUCUCUGUACGGAAGUAUUCCUGAUAACGAUAACUGGUCACAGUCUGAAGUAGAAAGUAGACCACCCGUUCAACCCUACAUUCGACAGCCAAAUAUACAAACCGCCACUUACACUGAUUAUUUAAUCGACACUCAAGAUUUAACUGACACCAUUGAAGACACGACGCGCCAUCAAAAGACAACAACGCAACUGUUGGAGGAAGAAAGAGCUUUAGUGCCACGCAAACCUAAAAUUAUGGUCCAGAAUAUCGAUGACGUUUACGUAACGACAACUACAGAAACAAUAGCCACAGAACACGUCACAAAACAUACUCGCGAUACCAUAGAGCCACUAGAAAAAGCGCCAACACCUUCGCCAUCUUGGGAUGUGACCAUUCGACAUUAUCCAACCGAUAUAACCGAUUAUUCUAAUACGGUGACCGAUAAAUAUCAGGUAACUUCCAGAACAGAAGAAUCGUCCCAUCCAACAUCAUCGCCACAGCCGCCGCCACCGCCACCGCCACCGCCACCUCCUGCUCCCCCAACUACAACUCAUUCACCAGAUUGGGAUGUAUUAAUAAGAGUACUCCAACCACCUCGUAUGGAAGGAAUCGAAGAACUUAACAUAGAAGAUAAAGAAACGUGGAGGACAUUAAUAACUACGAAUCAAACAUUCCGAUCCUUAAUUCAAGAAGCUACCACGGUAGAGGAAUACAUAAAAAUUUCGGAAGAUGUCAGAUACGAGAAUCUGUUUAGCAGAGAAGCGUGGACGGUCAUCAUCAAGAUCCUCACCAUUCCUCCCCUGAAUCCUCCAGCCGAAACACUGCCACAGCCAUCCGUUUACGUACAAAGAUACAGAAAGAGAAGCGAAGGGAUGCGUCGUCCUUCCUAUCCUAACAGGCAAACCAUCGAUGCGGAUAUGAGAUCAGUAACGGAAUACGACAUGGAUUUCACCAGAGCAGAACGCGAAUCUCUGUGGAGUGUAGACACCGGUUGCACUUAUCGCACAAGUAGAAGCAUAGCAGAGAGAUCCACUUCGGAAUUUGUUGAAGACGUUCCUACCUACUUCCGAUCUCAUCCUCCACCAUUGGAAAGAUCGUCUUCGGAAUUUGUCACCGUCCCGGAUACAAUAUCAUCCGGAAGAUUCGCAUCGAGUUCGUCGGAAAUGAGGUCUUAUUCAAACGGAGCGGAAGUACACAGGAGCACCAGAUCACGUGACAAUCACGCCUUAUUCGAGAGAUCCAGUACAGAAAUCAUAAUCAAUUCUCCCAUAUUGGAAGCCAUUCACACUAACAGCGAACGUCAAGAAAUCGAUUACAAGUAACGAGCUAGCUCAAUAACUUUUAGAUAAUCUAAUACGGUGUCGGUAUAUUCUGUCCAGUAAACUUUGUUUUGUGGUAAUUCGUUAAUCCGUGUAACAACUUCUAGUCAAAACAUUUUAACAAAUAUGUAAGAGAUUACAGAACCUACAACGAGUUCUCUAGUCUUAUCUUACAAACAAAAAUAUGAAAUUUUAAAUCAUAUGGGCAAGCCUCAGCGAUACUUCUAUACUAACAAAUCUCUCUCUGUUUUUUUUUUUUAAAGAAAAAAACGAAAAUUAUUUAUUUGGUUUUACAAUUUUUAUAUAUAUAUAUAGGAAAAAUUUACCAGAUUUUUGUAAUUCGAUUAUACUUUGUAUUUUUAUGUAAAAAGGUAGAAA